Molecule: messenger RNA, 345 nt
Organism: Rotaria sp. Silwood1
Lineage: Eukaryota; Metazoa; Rotifera; Eurotatoria; Philodinida; Philodinidae
Source: the annotation of a GenBank genome assembly
AUGUCUGUUUCUCGUUUAGGUGACACUUUUCAAGGAGAUGCUACUUAUUAUAGCGUUAGUGUUGGCUUCACAGCAUGUGGAACAAUGAAUAGUGAUAGUGAAUAUAUCGCUGCAUUGAACGCACCACAAUUCGAUCCAUAUACACCUAAUGGCAACCCAAAUAGAAAUAGCUUAUGUGGAAAGCUAGCCAAUGUCGUUGGUCCGUCAGGAUCUGUUACCGUGAAAAUUGUUGAUAGAUGUCCAGCAUGUAAGUAUGGCGAUCUUGAUCUAUCCGAAGCUGCUUUCAGAGCCGCAGUUGGAGACGUUAGCAUUGGCCGUGCGAGAAUUACAUGGAAAUGGGUUUAA